AUGAACUUUUCCCCACAAUUAGGAUUUCUCGCCCAAAAGUUUUAAGAAAAACAAUAGAACAAUAGGAUCACCAAAGUUGAUUUAGAAUAAAUAUUAGAAACUGCAAAUUAUAGUUAAGAGGAUAUUUAGUCUUUAAUCUAAUAAUUUAAUGAAGACGAAAUAACCUAUAAUUAGUUUUUGUCGAUUGUUGGAGUUUCUGAAAAUAGUCAGAACAUAUAAUCCUAUUAAUAAAAUAAUGGAUAUGAGAUUGUUUCUGAAUAUUAACAAAAGUUGACAUCUGAAUAGCUUCAAAGCAUUUAUGAUGACUACAAGAUAGCUUUAAAAAACUAAGAUUUCGAAAAAACCAAGUUUAUUUUAAAUUAAUAUAAAGAUAUUGAUUUAGUUAAUAAAAUUGAUCCAUCUCAAAGAUAAAUCUCAACAUACAUAGUUGUCUAAGGUCCUGAUGAUAAUAUAGCCCAACAAACAUUAGAAUUGCUGUUUGAUUUUGGCGCCAACCUAAAUUACAAAGAUUAAUUAGGCCAAUCAAUUUUAUUUUAUAUUUGCAGAGAUGGAAGAUUAAAGCUUCUUGAUUUUGUUUUGUCGACUAAUACUGUGAAUGUCAAUGAUCAAGAUCGAUAUGGACAGACACCGCUGUUCUAUGCUGCUAGAGAUAAUAGAUAUGAUAUUGUGGUUAGAUUAAUACAAUAUGGAAUCGAUAUUAACAUUGUGGAUAAACUUUCAAGUCAAACAGCUCUAUUCUAUGCAGCCAAUGGAGGACAUGUUGAAAUAUGCAAAUUAUUAAUAGAAAAUGGAAGUAAUCCAAAUCAUGUUGAUUCUUCUAAAAAAAAUGCAUUAUUUUUUGCUAGAAAAUAUAACAGAAAGGAGGUGAUAGAUCUAUUUAAUUACUAUUAAAACAAAAAUAAAGAUGAUAUGUCUAAAAAUAGCGGAGGAAAUGAUAACAGUAAAGGUGAAGCACCAAGAUCAUAACAAUAGAAGAGGAAAUUUAAAGAUCUACCAAAACAGUCAUACAAAUUGAUAUUUACAGAUAAUUAAGGAAACUAAAGAGAAUUAAAUUCUGUUGAAUUUGUAAAGUUUUAAUAAGACUUCCCAGAAGUUGCUAAUCUGAUUGUAAAUGCAGAUGAACUAAUUGAUGAUACAAUCAUUAACUAGAUUAAAGAUGAUGAUACAUGGGAGAAGAUAGCCAAAAAGGUUUUAGGUAUUAUUUGGAAAGCAAAAGGAGCUCACUUAUUCCAUUAACCAGUUGAUCAGAAGAAAUACGGAAUUAGUGAUUAUUAUGAGAUAGUGACUAAGCCUAUGGAUUUUGGAACGGUUAAAAAUAAAUUAAAUUCAAAUGUUUAUAGUGCUUGUUAGGAAUUUUAUGAUGAUGUGAUGCAAGUGUUUGAGAAUUGUAUUUUAUACAAUGGAGAAACUAGUGAAGUAGGCUAAAUUGGAUUGAAUAUAAAAUAAGAGUUUGAAAAUCAAUUAGAAUUGACAUUAUUGAAAAAAUAUUUAUGAUAACAUAAAAGUAUCUAUCAUAAUCAAUUUUAU
Molecule: messenger RNA, 1527 nt
Organism: Paramecium tetraurelia
Lineage: Eukaryota; Ciliophora; Oligohymenophorea; Peniculida; Parameciidae
Exons: 7
Molecular function (GO): protein binding
Source: RefSeq, a predicted model, not a curated record